Messenger RNA from Closterium sp. Naga37s-1, 1923 nucleotides. The record is from the annotation of a GenBank genome assembly. Lineage: Eukaryota; Viridiplantae; Streptophyta; Zygnematophyceae; Desmidiales; Closteriaceae.
AUGCAGAGCACGGUGAUCCACAGAGGUCCCCUGGGCACGGCGCGCACAGGUCUGGGCAGCAUCAGCGCCCACGCGCUCUUCUCAGGGGCGCCAGGCGCGUCCCUGCAGCCCUACUCCUUCUCGCACAAGUCCUUCUUCCCGCUCUCCGACGGCCACAAGCAGCUCGUGCAGCAGCUCAGGGCCUGGGCGCACGGCUUCCCCUUCCUCAUCCGCCCACCCACAGCACCGGAGCCGUUGCUCACAAUCAGCAGCAUCGAUGCAGACAUUGCCUUUGACCUCUGCGUGCAGGAUGGUGGUGCUCUUUGUCUGGGACGGCACCGACCUCCCUCUCCCGUCACUUUCCGCGAGGUGUUCUUUUCAGCAACAGCGGAGGAGUUGCGCAAGGAUGCAGGGGUGUCUGCGAGAGCAGCUGCAAGCAUGGCUAUGCUGUUGGGUGUGCCCAGAGACCACGGGCAGGAUACAGAAUUUGACUUUGGACAGCAAGCGCAUGCAGGGAUUGAACGGGAUGCGGUGCAUGAGAAUGAAGAUGCACGGGUGGAAAGGGAAGCACGUAAUCCGCCGUCGAUUGACUGCUCGAUGGCGCCGCGCGUGCUUGGCCUGCUGGCUUUGAUCGCGAUCUCGGUGGUGGGAUGCGUCGCAUUCUCGGAGGAGCGACCGACGGAUCAACGCAUCCUCGUGCUGCUGGACGACCUCAAGAAUAAGGACUCCUACUCCAUCUUCUUUAAGAACCUCGCAGAUCGCGGGUACGAAUUGGAUUUGCGCGCGGCGAGGGAUUCGAGUCUCGUGCUGCAGAAGUACGGCGAGUACCUCUACGACGCCGCCAUCAUCCUCGCGCCCAAAGUCUCUUCGUUCGGCGGCGUGGUGGACGUGGCGGCGAUCCUUGACUUCGUGGACUCGGGCCACGACCUCAUCCUCGCGGCGGACAGCGGCGCGUCCGACACCAUCCGCGAUAUCGCGCUCGAAUGCGGCGUGGACCUCGACGAGAACCCCAAGGGAGUGGUGAUCGACCACCAGCAGUACGCGCGGGUGAGCGGGCGCAGGGACGACCACACGCUCGUGCUGGGCAGCAACCUCAUCAACUCCUCCGUCAUCCUCGGCGCCGCUCCCAUCACGGGCCCCGUUCUCUUCCAGGGGAUUGCCAUGACAGUCUCGCCCACGUCCGAGCUGGUGGUGCCGGUGCUCUCAGGCUCCCCCACGGCCUACGCGGCGGACCCAGCAGCGGCUCUCAAGGAGCCCCCCGCGCUGCAGGGCAAGGCGGUCUCGCUGGUGGCGGCCAUGCAGGCGCGCAACAACGCGCGCGUCCUCAUCUCCGGCUCCCUCGCGCUCUUCACUGACAGUUUCUUCCGCGCAGUGGUGGACGUGUCUGCCACCUCUGCCGACCCCGCCUCACGAAACGCCAAGACCUCCCAGUGGCUGUCGCCGGCCGGCAAUGAGCAGUUCGUCACGGAGCUCUCCAAGUGGACCUUCCACGAAAGGGGGCACCUCAAGGCUGUGAACCUGCGGCACAACAAGGCUGGUGAGAGCACGGAGCCGGCAGUCUACCGUGUCUCUGACCACCUGGAGUUCGCGGUGGACAUCUAUGAGUGGGCGGGCAGCGAGUGGGUGCCAUUCAAGGGCGACGACGUGCAAGUUCAGUUCUACAUGAUGAGCCCCUACGUGCUCAAGACGCUCUCGCACGAUGACAAGGGUCGCUUCUUCACAUCCUUCCAGGUGCCGGACGUGUACGGGGUGUUUCAGUUCAAGGUGGAGCACAAGCGCCUUGGCUACUCCACCAUCUCGCUCGCCAAGCAGAUCCCAGUGCGCCCCUUCCGCCACGACGAGUUUGAGCGCUUCAUCCCGGCCGCCUUCCCCUACUACGCCUCCACCUUCUCCAUGAUGAUAGCGUUCUUUGUCAUUGGCUUUGUCUUCCUCUACCACAAGUAA